AUAAUAAUCCAGAAAUAGAAAAGAAAAAAGGGAGGUUAAUGAUGAUUUUAAAAUCUUUUAUACCAGGGAAUCUAAUAUCCUUAUACAUGACGAUAAUCAAUUCGGUCGUUAUGGUCGGACUCUAUUAUGGAUUUCUGACCACACUAUCCAUAGGUCCCUCUUAUAUCUUCCUUCUACGAGCUCGGUUUAUGGAAGAAGGAGAAGAAGGAACCGAGAAGAGAGUAUCAGCAACAACUGGGUUUAUUGCAGGCCAGCUCAUGAUGUUCAUAUCAAUCUACUAUGUACCUCUGCAUUUAGCAUUGGGUAAACCUCAUACAAUAACUGUCCUAGCUCUACCGUAUCUUUUGUUUCAUUUCUUCUGGAACAAUCACAAAGACUUUUUUGAUCAUAGACGUCCUACCAGAAAUUCAAUGCGUAAUCUUAGCAUUCAAUGUGUAUUCCUGAAUAAUCUCAUUAUUCAAUUAUUCAACCAUUUCAUUUUACCAAGUUCAAUGUUAGCCAGAUUAGUCAACAUCUAUAUGUUUCGAUGCAACAACAAUAUGUUAUUUGUAACAAGUAGUUUUGUUGGUUGGUUAAUUGGUCAUAUUUUAUUGAUGAAAUGGGUUGGGUUGGUAUUAGUCUGGAUACAACAAAAUAAUUUAAUUAGGUCUAAUGUACUUAUUCGAUCUAAUAAGUAUCUUGUAUCAGAAUUUAGAAAUUCUAUGGCUCGAAUCUUUAGUAUUCUGUUAUUUAUUACCUGUGUUUACUAUUUAGGCAGAAUACCGUCACCCAUUCUAACUAAGAAACUGAAAGGAAUUUCCGAACCGGAAGAAGUGGGGGAAAGUGAGGAAGAAAGAAACAUAGAAAUAGAAACUAUUUCCGAGGGGGGAGGGGCUAACCAGAAACAGGGGACCGAAGAAAAUACUUUUCUUCCCUUUUUCGGAGGAAGAGGUGGAUCCGAGCAAAAUCGACGAAACAGAAAAGCUACGA
Molecule: messenger RNA, 969 nt
Organism: Gossypium arboreum
Lineage: Eukaryota; Viridiplantae; Streptophyta; Magnoliopsida; Malvales; Malvaceae
Product: protein TIC 214-like
Exons: 1
Cellular component (GO): membrane
Source: RefSeq, a predicted model, not a curated record